AUGGAUGCAAGGCAGAAAAAAGGUUUCUCUCCCAUUCAAAAAUGCAUGACCGCAAUUACUCAGCUAGCAUACGGCGUGGGCGCAGACAAAUGGUACGAGUAUUUUAGAAUGUCAGACCAUACCGUGAGGGAGUGUGUGUACAAGUUCUGCAAAGCGAUAUGUUUGGUUUAUGGGCAACGAUAUUUGUGCAAACCAACUAUCAACGAUAUCCACCAAUUAUACACGGUGCAUGAAGGCAAGCAUGGAUUCCCUGGAAUGCUAGGUAGUAUUGAUUGCAUGCAUUGGAGUUGGUCAUUAUGCCCUAACGCAUGGCGUGCUCAGUACAUGAGAGGCAACCACAAAGAGCCGACGAUCAUUCUAGAGGCUAUCGCAUCACAUGAUCUUUGGAUAUGGCAUGCAUUCUUUGGUCUAGCUGGUGCAAACAAUGACAUCAAUGUGCUAGACCAGUCGCCGGUAUUCAACAAUAUCUACCUUGGAAAGUCGCACGAUGUACCUUUUCAAGCAACUGGGGUAGCAUAUAAGCGUGGAUACUAUCUUACUGACGGUAUAUAUCCUCCCUUGUCUGUUUUUGUGAAAUCGUUUACAUGUCCUAAUGACCGGAAAAGAAAAAAGUUUAAAGAGGCGCAAGAGUCAGCUAGGAAGGAUGUGGAGCGAACAUUUGGUGUACGUAAGAGACGUGGCAAGUAUUAA
Messenger RNA from Lactuca sativa (garden lettuce), 690 nucleotides. RefSeq lists its product as uncharacterized. Lineage: Eukaryota; Viridiplantae; Streptophyta; Magnoliopsida; Asterales; Asteraceae. The record is from RefSeq and is a predicted model, not a curated record.